GCCUGACCUAUGACCUGACUACUGUUCCAGCUAACUCCCCGCCGAUUCGGAGCUGAAGAUCAGAAGAGAAUAUCUCAUCUUCACAGGACAAAAACACAGUCAGAAGUGCAUGGGGAGGGUAUAGCCGGCCGCGAUCGUGUCCGACCCAUACGGGGCUGGUGUGAGCGGUGUACAUGUCCAGGCUCGUGCCCCAGACCCCGGGACAACCCGGACAGUUCGGCGGGAAAAGGGAGAAAACAUGGCGGCAGCAACUCCGAGGGAACAGGCUUGGACAAGACAGGUUUUGUGCAGGUUCUUUGUGAGUGGUGUAUGCAGAUAUGGAGACACCUGUAGGUACUCUCACGACCAGGCGAACAAGGCGCCGCCUGUGUGCCGCUUCUUCCUGAAGAACCAGUGUGCUUUUGGAGACAAGUGCAGAUUUGCCCAUGUAUCAUCCACACCAGACGAACCUCGCUCUCCUAGCCCCACAUUCCAACCGAAAGAACGGAAAAGUUCUCUCAAAGUCAAACUAACCGACCUCAAGAGCCAAGAAACUGGUGGUAGAAACGAGACAUCCCCUGGCCUGUCUGAUACCAAGUUUUCCUGGAGCAAGUGGACAGACGCAGCAGAGUUUGUCCCCGGCCAGCCCUACAGAGGAAAAAUUGGGACAGAAGAUGAGGAGGCCUCCAAAGUGGACCUGGAGGAGACCAGGAAGCUGCUGUGUCCGUACGCCAUGAUGGGGUCGUGUCGCUAUGGCGACAGAUGUAUUUACACACACGGGCUGCUGUGUGAGCUGUGUGGGAGCUACUGUCUACAUCCUAACGACCCCGCACAACAGUCGCAACACAUGGAGCAAUGUGUGUCGGACCAUGAGAAGGACAUGGAACACUCUUUCGCUGUGGCUCGGAGCAAGGACAUCCAGUGUGGCAUCUGUAUGGAGGUUAUCUGGGACAAGACUCCCCCGAGUGAGAGACGGUUUGGAAUCCUGUCUAACUGUAACCACCCCUUCUGCCUCAGCUGUAUACGCAAGUGGCGCAGUGCACGGCAGUUCGAGAAAAAGAUCGUAAGGUCCUGCCCUGAAUGUCGUGUCAAGUCAGACUUCGUGACCCCCAGUCAGUACUGGGUGGUAGAGUCAGCAGAGAAGACUGAGCUGAUUGGUACAUACAAGGUCGCUCUGAGUAAGAAGCCAUGCAAGUAUUUCAACCAAGGCAAGGGGACCUGUCCGUUUGGUGGCAACUGUUUCUACCUCCACGCUUACCCUGACGGCAGGAAGGAAGAGCCCAAACCACCGAGGAAGGUGGGGGGAUCUGAUGGCAGAUUCAAGAUUAUGCAGAACUACAACUUGUGGGACUUCUUUGAACAGCGUAGUUCCCGCCACAUGCGCCUGAACGAUGAUGAUGAACUGGACGGAGAAAGCGACAUUAGUUGGGCCGACAGCGACGAUUGGCUGGAUGAAUUGCUCUUCUACUAUUACAGCGGGGGAGACGAUUCGGAGCUUAGCGAUUUUGAUGACGACUAGUGUAGUAUGAUAUUGGAUUUGUCAAGAACUAAACUGGUGGUGGAUUUCAUGCGUUUCCUCCUGAAUUCUGGUUUUCCGUCAUCAUAUUACAGACACAUGUUGCAAGAACUGUUACUAUUAAGUGCCAGAAACCCUAUUGAUGCAAUGUCAGAUUUAGAAAACAUUGUUUCCGAAGAAUACCCAAUUAGUUUUUGAUAUUCUAUAUACAGUUGUUUUUUGUGCUGGACAUGCAAAUGAACACAUGCUAAUAGGGUUAUUCUUUGGAGGACAGUGAAGUUUUGACUGACUUGAGCAUGUUUGAACUUUAAAUGUUUAUUUUUUUGCCCAAUGCUGCUUUCAGAAGAACAAUCAUUACAUUCUACUUUACAAUACCAAGGGUGCACCAACAUUUACAUAUAACAAUUACUGAUAUUACGUAAGGUAGAAAAUGUAUUUGUUCUGAUGCCUUUCUAUAUGUGUGCAUGUUAAGUAUGGUGCGUUGGUCCAGUAGUAUACUGUGUCCAAAAUGAAGCAUGAAAAUGAGGAGGAUGUGUGUGGGUGUUUGUUCAUCAUGCAAGAAAAAAAAUUCUUUGCAUGUUUGUGAUAGUACUAGAAUAUGUAUGGUUGCAAUGUUCACAAAGUAAAUAUAACAGAUUAGUGGUAGUACAUGUAUGGACUAAAUAGAUGGUGUAUAACAUUAUAUAUCAGACAGCAAGGAGAAAUGAUUGGUACCAGAGUGUAUUACCAUUUACCACCAAAGCCUUUCUUUUAUAAACCAAACUACUUGUAACCUUGGUUAGCAUUUGUUUGCUGAUCCAAACUUGUAUUAUGAUAUUUUACCUCAUCAAUAUAGAAAUAAACAAAAAACAUUUGAGCAAUUA
Molecule: messenger RNA, 2358 nt
Organism: Branchiostoma floridae (Florida lancelet)
Lineage: Eukaryota; Metazoa; Chordata; Leptocardii; Amphioxiformes; Branchiostomatidae
Product: probable E3 ubiquitin-protein ligase makorin-1
Exons: 9
Coding region: 239-1498 (419 amino acids)
Biological process (GO): protein polyubiquitination
Molecular function (GO): metal ion binding; ubiquitin protein ligase activity
Source: RefSeq, a predicted model, not a curated record